Ricinus communis (castor bean) is the source of this 1396-nucleotide messenger RNA. RefSeq names its product mediator of RNA polymerase II transcription subunit 7a. Lineage: Eukaryota; Viridiplantae; Streptophyta; Magnoliopsida; Malpighiales; Euphorbiaceae. Gene Ontology annotation, biological process: regulation of transcription by RNA polymerase II. The record is from RefSeq and is a predicted model, not a curated record. The transcript is spliced from 6 exons. Gene Ontology annotation, molecular function: transcription coregulator activity. Bases 375 to 881 code for a protein of 168 amino acids. Gene Ontology annotation, cellular component: mediator complex; core mediator complex.
UCUGCCUGUUCGACACCCUGACACAAGUUCAGGGGGCAAAGUGACCCUUUGCCCUAGCUUAAUGUGUUGUCUUCAGUCAGGCACAGGCUAUAGACCGCAUCCCAGCAUGCACCACCUACCCGCUCAACCACGCCUCCACCACCUUCUUGUCCUUCUACUUCAUCGUUAAUCGGCAUUUACUGACAACAGCGAGCUAGCGUGUCUAAUGUACAUGUGCAUUGGUCUGAAUUCGAAGCUUCCGGUCGUUGUUAUUCUGUCUCAAUUGCACCCUUUCAGGUUCGAAACCCAUAGCCUGCUUUCUGCAAGCUCACUCGGUGUGCGCACUUUUCGCCGAUCUCCAAGCAAACAACAGAGUAGGCUAGAGAAGAAUAGGAAUGGCAACUGCUGCAUAUCCACCACCACCACCGUAUUACAGACUCUACAAAGAUUACAUAGAAAACCCUAAAUCAGCUCCUGAACCUCCUCCUCCUAUUGAUGGUACCUACACCUGUUUUGGUGCCAAUUACACUACUGAAUAUGUGCUUCCUAGCUUGGAAGAGCAAGGAGUGCGUCAGCUUUACCCAAAAGGCCCCAAUGUUGAUUUCAAGAAAGAACUGAGGUCACUUAAUAGAGAAUUACAGCUGCACAUUUUGGAGCUUUCUGAUGUACUUGUUGAGAGACCAUCACAAUAUGCUAGGAGAGUCGAAGACAUAUCCCUCAUAUUUAAGAAUUUGCAUCAUCUGCUCAAUUCAUUGCGCCCUCAUCAGGCUAGAGCCACAUUAAUUCAUAUUCUAGAGCUUCAAAUUCAACGUCGUAAACAAGCAGUGGAGGAUAUUAAGAGGAGGAGGGAAGAAGCACAAAAACUUCUCAAGGAGGCUCUUGGAACUCUGGAUGGCCAAUAAUGAUUUCUAUUUAUUGGCGCACACUAACAUAGGCUCCUUUUAAAGAGUGGAACAGUCAUUGAUGUUAGCUGCUAUAGUUUAGUUUACCAGGUGCUUAUGGAGAUUACUGAGAGUGGGUUAUACAGUUCCAGUUGGCAUGUCAAGUGGGUUAAUACUAUACUGGCAGUUUAUUAGUGCAGCAAUAUCUUUUGUAAUGGGGGAAUUCCAUUGGUUAAUAGAUCUUAUAUUACAAUUGUUUCCCCUUGUAGAGCAAUCUUUAUGUAGAAUCCACUUUCGAGUUGUUCCUGUGAUCUUGUAAUUUCUUCACAUAUGGUCAUGCACGACUGCUGCCAGCUAAACAGGCCAACUCUAAUCCUCAGAUUUAGCUUCUGGGCCUCUCAGAGUUCUCUCAUUCAGAGCUGAUUAACUAGUGGUGGCCAUCAUUUUUCCUGUUCUCCGUUAAAGUUUUGUUCAGACCGGCGGUUUCAUUUUCUUAUUUUAAAUUAAUAAAUUUUAAUUAAUAAUUUUUUUUUUUU